Xyrauchen texanus (razorback sucker) is the source of this 1201-nucleotide messenger RNA. Its product is annotated as vitellogenin-like. NCBI's taxonomy places the organism in Eukaryota, Metazoa, Chordata, Actinopteri, Cypriniformes, Catostomidae. The transcript is spliced from 3 exons. The record is from RefSeq and is a predicted model, not a curated record. The coding region runs from base 71 to 448 and encodes 125 amino acids.
UCAAGACCAUCCUGAUGAAAUUGAGGAAAAUCUUGGAGGGUGACAGAGCAACAAUAACUCCAUAAACUCAAUGAGGUCCUUCAUUCAAUAUAACAUAUAUCAUUCUCAAAGCAUCAGCAGUUGCAGCAUUAGCAGUGAUGUCCACACUUCCAACUCUGAUCUGUCCAAAAUUUAUAUUGUGCAUUGGAUGAGGGGGCAGACUUGUGGUCUCUGUGGAAAAGCUGAUGGAGAGAUUAGACAGGAGUACUGCACACCCAGUGGAUACCUGACCAAGACCUCAGUCAGUUUUGCCCACUCAUGGGUUCUUCCUGCUGAGAGCUGCCGUGAUGCUAACUACUCCAAACUGUACGUUUCUGAAAAUCUGAGCAGCAACUAUGAGAAGACUGAAGAUCUGAAAGAAACUGUAGAAGCUCAUGUGGCCUGUCACUGCAUAGAAACAUGUGUUUAGAAAUCUGAUUAAAUGUUUGUUUCCAGUCACCUCUGUUCUUAUGAUCUAUAUGCUGGUUUCAAAAUUGUGUGUUAAUGUUUCUGAUGGCGUAUCCCAAAACCUUCUUUAUGUUUGUAAUGUAUGCAACAAUAUAUCCAUUAGUUAAGAGAGCAAUAAAUUAUGAGAAUAAGCCAGCAUUUAACAGGUCUCAACAAGAGGUUCCUGAAGCGAAGGAACAGCAUUUGUUUGUGACUUUUUGAUGGCAAACUAAUAUUUAAUAUUAUCUUGAAUAAAACUUUACAGUAAUUUGACUAAAUAAGCAAUACCUAUGAGCCUAUAAUCCAUAGAUCAUUAUAUAAUUAUCCCUCAAAACAUGUUGCAGUUUUGUCAUGCUACUAUGCUAAUAUGAUGGUUAAAUGCUUAUAUGUUAAUUAAUGAAAGACAAAGCACCAAUGAAAAAUCUAUACUAGUCAUUAGCUGCAUGCUACUUUGCAAUCAGUAGCAGAAAUUCUCUGUGAUUCUCUGUGAAAUUCUCCAACAAAUUUAUUUUAAUCAUCGGAACACAAAUUGAGGCCGAAUCCCCAGUGGCUCAAUUCAUUAUUUUUAAAAGUAAAGUUUUUAAAUUAAAUAUUGCAUUGCAAAAAAUUUAAUAAUAUCAAAACACCACAAAUGUGUGACAAUAUUUUGAAUAUAGAAAAUUGUUUGAAUUUCUUAAUGAAAUAAGUGUCAUAAUAUACUGUAUCUCACCUGUCUCUGUGAUGGCACUAGAUAAUG